CCGAAUUGUAUGAAAAUGAAAAAGAGAUUGAUUUUUUUUUCUGCUUUUAUCGUAUUAUUCUUAUACUUUGUUUGAAAAACAGUUAUUUAUUGUACUUUAAAGAAAUGAAGAAUAUAUAAGUAAGUAUGAAAUCAAAAAUGCAAAAUAAGUGAAAAAACCAAAAUGUUGAAGAGAUUUAAAAAGAUAUAGAAAAAAGAGAACAAAAUAAUAAAAAAUUUCAUUUCUCUUCGAUUCGAAGAGGCGAUAGUGUUAUUUAAUGGUGGAAAAUUGAAUAAAAACUCAAAUAAAAACGAAAACAAGCACAUUAAAAUAAAGUCAAUAUGAAUUUUUUUUAACCAAAAUAUACAACUAUUAUAGUGAAAAUAAUGUUAUUGUUGAAAUUUAAAUAAAAUGUGGUAACAAUAUUGUAACAGUGAUUUUCCUUUUGUUUUGAAUUGCAAAUACAUACACGAAAAGAAAUGGUAAAAAAAAUUGAAUAAAAAAUAUUUUUAUUUUCGGAAUUCAAUCAAUAUAGAAAUUCAAAUUUAAAAUAUUCCGAUUCAAAUUAUAAUUAAACACAUAGUUUAAAACAGAAGAAUAUUGAAUUUCAUAUAUGAAAACAAAACAAUUAAAUUUUUUAUGUGUAAGGUUAUUGCCUUCUAUGUUGAAUCUGUGGCAACACUACAAUAAAUCAUAAUGAAAAAAUUAGAUAUACGUAUGAAAACAUUUUUAUUUAUAAGUGUUUUUACUCUUAUUUUCAUAUUUAAUGGCAACAAUUAUGAAAAUUGUAAUACAAGGAAAUUUUUCAUAACAGCAACGAUUAUUAGUGAUAACGGAAACGUAAACAAUGAUGAAAAUGAUGAACCCAAAUACAUCGAAGGAGAAUAUGAAAAAUCAUCUGAAAAAUAUGAUGAAUUUUUAGAGGAUAUUAGAGGUGAUGGCAAUUUUUUUGUAAAUAGCCCAAUACCAGACAAAGAUUUACCAAAAUUUGGUGAACCAUUACAAAAUGUAACUAUACCAAUUGGUCGUGAUGCAAUUUUACAAUGUAUAGUCGAUAAUUUACAGACAUAUAAGAUUGCGUGGUUGCGAGUCGAUACACAAACAAUUUUAACAAUUCAAACUCACGUAAUUACAAAAAAUCAUCGAAUGAGCAUAACCCAUAGUGAAAAACGUGCUUGGAUAUUAAAAAUUCGUGAUGUUAAAGAAUCAGAUAAAGGAUGGUACAUGUGUCAAAUAAAUACUGAUCCAAUGAAAAAUCAAGUUGGGUAUUUAGAUGUUGUAGUUCCUCCAGAUAUUCUCGAUUAUCCAAGUAGUUCAGAUAUGGUUAUACGUGAAGGUAGUAAUGUUACUUUAAAAUGUGCAGCAACUGGUUCUCCUUUACCAACGAUAACAUGGCGUAGAGAAGAUGGUAGUACAAUACCAUUAAGUGAAUCAGAUGGCAUUAAAAAUGUUAAUAGUUAUAAUGGUUCAACAUUGGUUAUUGCAAAAGUGAAUCGAUUGAAUAUGGGAGCAUAUCUAUGUAUAGCCACAAAUGGUGUACCACCAAGUGUUAGCAAAAGGAUAAUGCUAAUUGUUCAUUUUCCACCAAUGAUUUGGAUACAAAAUCAAUUAGUUGGAGCUGCUGUUGGUCAAACAAUAACAUUAGAAUGUCAAUCAGAAGCAUAUCCAAAAUCGAUUAACUAUUGGAUGAAGAAUGACACAAUCAUCGUUCCAGGCGAAAAAUUUAUUCCCGAAAUGUAUGAAAGAUUAUAUAAAGUAAUAAUGAAAUUAACAAUUGUAAAUGUUGAACAAAAUGAUUUUGUAACUUAUAAAUGUUUAGCAAAGAAUUCAUUAGGUGAUACAGACGGAGCAAUUAAACUUUACAACAUACCAAGAAUAACUACAACAACAUCAACGACCAUUUCACCAUUAACAACAUAUCAUACAUCAACAAAUAAUAGAAAGUCUGAGUCAACUGGAGGACGUUAUUCAGAGGACAAAAAUCUAAAAGAUCACAAUAGACGAAAUAAAUUGAAAAAUCGAAGAAAACAUAAAUCAUAUACAAUUCUAGAUGAUUUAACAUUUUCAUCAUCAGAUGAUUUGGAAAAUUUUCAACAAAUUUCAAAUCUUUGGAAUUCAAAAGAUGAGACAUAUUAUCGUAAUGAUGACCCAACAAAUUCAACAAUACAUCAUACAUCAUACGGAGGAACCUAUACAAAUUCUAAUAUAAGAAAAUUUUUCAAAUCAUCAUCAUCAUCGUCUGUGUCACUAUCCCCACAACUAUCAAAAGAAUUAUUUCUAUUAUUAUCAUCUCUAAUAUUGUUAAUUACAACAACAAUGAUUGAAAUCAAAGUUCUUAUACAAAAAUUAAUGACAACUACUUUACAACAAAAAAAUUGCCAUGUUAAAUAAAAAUUCAAUGGACCUUAGUUGGAAAUCUACAAAUUUUAAGAACAAUAAAUUACGAGUAUGUAGGUACCUACAUACAAUAUUUUUUUCUUUAUUGAA
Molecule: messenger RNA, 2466 nt
Organism: Condylostylus longicornis
Lineage: Eukaryota; Metazoa; Arthropoda; Insecta; Diptera; Dolichopodidae
Product: neurotrimin-like
Exons: 11
Coding region: 676-2370 (564 amino acids)
Cellular component (GO): neuron projection
Source: RefSeq, a predicted model, not a curated record